Molecule: messenger RNA, 1322 nt
Organism: Drosophila kikkawai
Lineage: Eukaryota; Metazoa; Arthropoda; Insecta; Diptera; Drosophilidae
Product: plasmolipin
Cellular component (GO): membrane
Source: RefSeq, a predicted model, not a curated record
CGCCGUGGACAAAGCAACGCCUGCAAUCUCGCGGAUACUACUCUCUCUUGCCCACUCUCGCCCCCCCACCCCCAGUCGGACUCAGCCAGACGCAUAUAGACACUCAAGUCAGAGGCGCGAGGGUGUCAUAUACGCGUAUACACUCGUAUAUAGAGCAGAUAUAUAGCCGGCGAUCGACCAUAAGGCAUCAAGAUAUAUAUUUUUUGUCUUCUUAUUUUCCUGUGACAAAAAAAACCGCGCGACAAGUGUUUAAAAAUAGUUGCUUCUCUGCCCAGAAACUCCUCCUAACUAACCUAAAACCAGCAACAAAAUGGUCGAGACCGUGGUCACCGUCGAGCGCACAACAACAACCACAUCGAAUGGACCGCCCGGCGGACCCAAUCCCACCGGUGGCAACGAUGGCGGCUUCUGGAGCGCCAUUCGUCUCAACAUUGACUAUUUCCGGACAGUGCCGGGCAUCCUAAAGAUUGUUCAGUUUGUGCUGGGCAUCAUCUGCAUGGCUCUGGCCGCUCCGCCCAUGAACUCAGCCACCUCGUUCUUCAUGUUCGUGAUCGUGAUCUCCUUCAUCAUCACCAUCCUGCUGAUUGCCGCCUACUUCCUGGGCAUUCGCGAGGCCCUCAACGUGGCCGUAAACUGGAUAUUCUCGGAACUGAUAACCACCGCUGUGCUAACGCUGCUGUACUUCAUCGGCUUCAUUGUCCAGCUGGCCAGAUGGUCGGAUUCUGCCGCUAAGGGUGCUGGCUCUAACACGGCUGCCGGCGUCUUUGGUCUCUUCAACUUCCUGGCCUAUGCGGCGGGCACAUAUUUCCUGUUCCUGGCGCACCGUUCCGGGGCCACCCAUUAAAUCCGAAUUGGAGCUGCUGGAGCGACGAAGGAUGGCCGAGUUGGAAGCUGGAAGUUAUGCUUAGAAUAAUAUCUAAUUGUUAACAGAAUAAGUGCAAGUCGAGCUUACUUGUUUGUAAUAGCGUCUCUUUGCUUGUGAACGUAUUUUUUUUGUAAUUUGUUUUGUUGUUACGAGUAAUUUAUGAUGAAUGUGUGAAGGAGGAGCAGGAACAUACAUCAUCAGCUCAAUGGAAAGCCUAAGCCUUUCUCGACUUGAUUUGUUUUUAAUGUUAUUUUUUAAUGCCUAACUUUAACGCCGAUGCUAACAUUUAAGAUGAAACCCACCAGCACACACACAUGCACACACGAGACUACAUGGGGUGGGGGUGGGUCGCCUGGUCCAAAGAACCCAGACUAUGGAUCUGGAUCUAUAUAGUAUCUAAAACCAAAUCCCCUUUAACAACUUUGCAUUUUUAUUAAAGGUUAUAUUUAUUAAAGGA